AUGGCGACUGAAGUGGCAGAAGCCCGCUUGCUCGUUGAGGAGAUGGGUACUGAAGUUCCUGAAGCCCGCUCGCUCGUCGAGGCGAGGGGUACUGAAGUUGCUGAAGAGGAGGACUCGGAACCUGAGUGGAAACUUCAAGUGGACUUACCAGACGAUGCGUAUUCAUCGCUCAUGGUCACCAUAGUCGAGGCAGUGUACGGUACGUUAUUCUCAACGAGGGACGGCUGCCUCUUGGUUCCGCAGGCCAUUGUGCACUACGCGGUGCUUGUGUUUGCACAGGUGGCAAUCAUCGUCUUCCUGGACAAGGCAGUUCUGGGCUUCGACAGGUGCAAUGUAGAUAUAUCUACGGAUGUGUUGCUGCAGUACAUCGGCGUUGGUGCAUUCGUGGGGGAGAUGCUCCAAGAAGUAUCAGCUUCGGGCACCAUGCUGAUGGUGGUGUGGGUAUCUACCGAUGCAAGGUUUGGUGGCAGAUGCCGUCGCGCACUGUUGACGCUCGUCUUCAUCCUUCCGAAGGCAGCAGUGGCAGUUUGGCUCAUCAUAGUUGGCUCGCAGUUUGUGCUAACCUCAGCGUCAAAUGUUGAUCUGAUCAUGAACUGUGUCGCGCUGACAUUUGUGAACAACAUGGACGAUGUGAUGUACAACAACCUUUAUCACCUCUAUGCCGACCAGCACAGCAAGCUCGGAUGGUCGAUCGAGUUCGAAUCAAAGACGGUUGAGGGGUGGCUGCCGGUGCGGAUUGCUUUGAAGACGCUCGCGUGGGCUGCCUUCACAGCCGUGGCGGUGUGGUCUGAACCAGACUGCUGA
Symbiodinium sp. CCMP2456 is the source of this 804-nucleotide messenger RNA. The record is from the annotation of a GenBank genome assembly. Lineage: Eukaryota; Dinophyceae; Suessiales; Symbiodiniaceae.